GCUACAAGUGCUCUGUAAAUGUUCUUUAUUAUUUAUUUUACUUAACAAAUUUACUGUGAAUACAUUUAUUUAUUUACGCGACAAUGUACAAGAUAGGUGUCAUCAUUUUGCUGUGUCUGUGCUGCUUUAUAACCACAAAACCUCUGCACCGAGAUCAUCGCAAUGGGCACACAAAUAUGUCCCACACUCUAUUGUCUGGCAAUCAAAGUGCACGUUUCUUGGAUGAUUAUGAUUUGGGUUUGAGCGAUCAGUCGAAGGAUUCGAUAAGUGCCGGUCGUGGCAUUCGACUCUUUCAAUAUCCACCCAUGCACAAUGAGCAAACGGCCAAGCCGGAGGACACGACAAUGAAGCCAAAGAAGGCGCAGACGAAGAGGUUAUCCAGGAGCACUGAGACUGCACCGAGGACCGCUGCCACCAAGAACUUUGUACAGCUCUGGGGACUGUCCGUGGAAGAUGAAAAACUCAAGCCAAGAGCCAGGGAUGUGGUCGAUGCUCAAGCUGAGGAGACGCCAGAUGGCGAUGGGCUUGCGGCGGAACAGGAAGACGGCGACGAUGACAACGAGGAGGCAGCCGAGAGAGAUGAGGAUGCACCCAGAGAAGAAGCAUUAACCAAAAAUGUAAAGCUGGUGCCGAGGCCUACAACAGCAGAGCCAGAGCUUGGGCUAGAAAAAGAAACACAAAAGGAAGACGACGUGGAACGUGAUGACAAUGAGGCGGAUGACAAUGUACUCAAAAGACUGGAUAAAUCACGCAAUGACGACGCUGACAAAGAUGAUGCUGAUGUGCUUGGCUUCAAGAACCUUUUGACACCGAAGUCACUGAUGGGCGCGGAAGUUCAGGCCAGACAGGAGGAGGGCGGCAAUGAUGAAGUCACUUAUGCCAACAAUUGGCAGGACACGCGCAGGGAGGAGUGGCGCAGUGCGCUGGCCCGUGCCGGCAUCAUGUCCAAUCCACUCUCCGAUUACUAUCCAUCGAACACGAAGAACCUCAGCACGGUCUGCGCCCUCAAGUCAUCGAUUAUGAAUUUCCCCAAGGUGUUCAAGUGGCUGCACAAGAUGAUCCUGAAUAUCACAUACCAUCAGCGGCCAGUCUUCACCGAGCUGCGGCACGAGCUCUACGAUUUCGGCAAGUCCGAACUGUGCCACACAACCGAAAUGACCGAUUGGGAAAAGUAUCAGACCUGCGCCCUUAUUCGCAAUCAGCGCAUGGAGUACAUGAUUCCACACUAUCCGCUCCACCAAGUUGGCUAUCGGCUGCUGUUCAAGGCCAAGAGGGAUUAACACAGGA
Molecule: messenger RNA, 1287 nt
Organism: Drosophila guanche
Lineage: Eukaryota; Metazoa; Arthropoda; Insecta; Diptera; Drosophilidae
Exons: 2
Coding region: 84-1280 (398 amino acids)
Source: RefSeq, a predicted model, not a curated record